Molecule: messenger RNA, 1407 nt
Organism: Neurospora tetrasperma FGSC 2508
Lineage: Eukaryota; Fungi; Ascomycota; Sordariomycetes; Sordariales; Sordariaceae
Product: mitochondrial nuclease
Exons: 1
Coding region: 122-1120 (332 amino acids)
Biological process (GO): apoptotic DNA fragmentation
Cellular component (GO): nucleus; mitochondrial inner membrane
Molecular function (GO): nucleic acid binding; metal ion binding; RNA endonuclease activity
Source: RefSeq, a predicted model, not a curated record
CCGAAUCUCCUCAGCACCUCGCUCGCCUCAAAGCCGUGGAGAGUACCCCUUGCGCGCACCCCGACAGGAAGCAGGCCCAUCCAGUCCAUCCAGCAGGGAAACCCCACGACAGCUAGCCACCAUGUCGAAAGCUACCAUCGCCGUCAUUGCCGCCGUAAGCGCCGCCGGUGGUGCCGCGGCCACUGCCGCCAUGCUCUCCCUCAAGAGCGACAAGAAGGUCGACACCACCUCGCUGAACGCUCCGGUUCCCGCUGCCCCUUCUAAGCCUGGUCCGGUCCCCGCCAGCCAGGUCUUCAGCGCGCCCGCUCUCGCCGGCGGCUAUAAACCCGUCGACCCCUCGGGCUUCUUCGAGUACGGCUUCCCGGGCCCCGUCGCUGACCUCGCGACCCGCCAAGGCUUUGUGUCCUCGUACGACCGCCGCACCAAGAACCCGCACUGGACGGUGGAGCACAUCACGCCCGAGUCCCUGUCCAUCUCCGAAGGCGACCGCAAGAAGUCUACUUUCGUCGAAGACGAGGCGAUCCCCGAAAAGUUCCGCGGCAAGCUCAAGGACUACUUCCGCUCCGGCUUCGAUCGCGGGCACCAGGUUCCCGCGGCCGACUGCAAGUGGUCGCAAGCCGCCAUGGACGACACCUUUUACCUGUCCAACAUGUGCCCGCAGGUGGGCGAGGGUUUCAACCGCGACUACUGGGCGCACUUUGAGGAUUUCUGCCGUCGCUUGACGAAGCAGUACCCUUCCGUCCGCAUCGUCACCGGACCUCUGUACCUGCCCAAGCGCGACCCCAGCGACAACAAGUGGUACGUCAAGUACGAGAUGAUCGGGCAGCCCCCUAACGUGGCGGUGCCGACGCACUUUUACAAGGUCAUCUUUGCCGAGGACGGCAAGAAGGGAGGAAAUGUUGCGCUAGGAGCCUUCGUGUUGCCCAACGCCAAGAUCCCCAACGAUAAGCCGCUGCAGGACUUUGAGGUGCCCCUGGAGGCGGUCGAGAGGGCGAGCGGUCUCGAGUUUGCGAGCAAGUUGCCGGUACAGAGGAGGAAGAGGCUGUGUGCGGAGGCGAACUGCUCCCUUAUUGUCAAGGACUAUGCCGAGAGGCAGAAGUCGUUUGGCAAGAAGCAGUAGAGGGAUAACAAAGGUAUUUUGGGGAGAAGAAGGGGGGGGAGGGAUAGAGAGAGAAAGAGAGAGAGAAAAAUGGUUGUAUCGAGGAUGGUAUUACCCAAGAUGACCUCUUGUGUACACCUCGAUUUCUUGCUGUGACGAAGGUUGGGGAUGAGGUCGAUAAAUGGGAGUCUAGCGGAGAAGGCCGCUGUGAGGCUUGUACUUACAUACAGGCGGGUUGUGCAUAGCAUCAUACAUGAGCAUAGUUUAGCGUUUUAUGAUUAUACCCCCAUUGGAAAGGGAACACCGUC